GGUCAAGGCGGCAUCCCAUGACAAUGCCUGUCAGUUGGUGCCAGGUUUGAGCAGUGUGGCCGUGGUCGAGGGAACGGCGGGCAUCCGCGUCACUUUCCUGUCAGUAUACGUCGAGGGAAGCGCGGGCGGAGGCCGGGCGUCCGGCCCGCGGGGCCCGGGAAGUGGCUGGCUGGCUGGCCGGUGCGAGCUGCAGGUCUGGUGGCAGCGGCUGGGCCAUGGGCAGCAGCGCCAGCAGUCCAUUACAGGGAGAAGCCGGUGGAGGCUGUGCGGAUUGGGGCGUGGAGUAAGGGCUGCGACAUGUGGGAGCCUGGCCUGACUGGGCCUGGAAUGGCCAACAGGAAUGAGGAGAUCGGGGAGCUGAUCGAUCAUUUCUCCAAACACCAGUACCGGGCCAAGGAGGCCAACCCCAAGGUGGAGAAGAUUGAAAAUCGCUGUCUGGAAUUGUUCAGGAAAGACUAUGUGUACAGUGUGAUUCAGAAUCCAAACGGAGAGCUUUGUGGGCAUUACCCCCGCCAGAUCAUCUUCAAAGAGUAUGCAAGCACAGAGGGUGGUAAAGACAGAUUUGAGAGCACAGUUCAAACAAGUAAAUUGCAGGACUUUGUAAGCCGUAGCAAGAUGGCACGAUGUCGUAGUCGUUUUGUGUGCCCAGUCAUUUUGUAUCAAGGAAAGCACAUUUGUCGGUCAGCAACACUGGCAGGAUGGGGAGAACUAUACGGGCGCAGUGGAUAUAACUACUUAUUCUCAGGAGGAUCUGAUGAUGCGGGGGCAGAAUCUGAUGAAGUGCCUGAUGACUAUGCUGUACGAAAUGGUGAUUCCCAGUUAUUCGAUAAGGUUCGAGGUCAUGACAUAAAGCUGCUGCGCUAUCUUUCUGUUCGUUACAUUUGUGACUUGAUGGUGGAGAAGAAGAAAGUGAAGUUUGGGCUGAAUGUGACCUCAUCUGAGAAGGUGGACAAAGCACAGCGAUAUGCAGAUUUCACCUUAUUAUCUAUACCUUAUCCAGGUUGUGAAUUUUUUAAGGAUUACAAGGAUCGUGACUACACAGCUGAAGGGCUGGUGUUCAAUUGGAACCAGGAUUUUGUUGAUGCACCAUUGAAUAUCCCUCCUUCCCUGACUGAGAAUCUGAAUAUUGAUUGGCGGGAUUAUCAGUCUUGGGAUCUUGUUCAACAGACACAGAAUUACCUGAAGCUACUCAUUCAUAUAAUAAACCGGGAUGAAGACAGUGGUUUGUUAGUGCACUGUAUUUCUGGUUGGGAUCGAACACCACUCUUUAUCUCUCUUCUUCGUCUCUCACUGUGGGCUGAUGGACUUGUACACGUUUCUCUAGAGCCUGUGGAAAUCCUUUAUCUAACCAUUGCUUACGAUUGGUUCCUUUUUGGACACAUGUUAUCUGACAGGCUUAGCAAAGGGGAGGAGAUUUUUUUCUUUUGCUUCAAUUUUUUGAAGCACAUCACCUCAGAAGAGUUCUCUGCAGCAAAAAAGCUGAGAAGGAAGAACACACAAAAAGAAACUGAGUUUCUGGUGGAUGAUCUGUGUACAUUGGCUCAUACAGACCGAGGAAGUACCACCAGUCUGAGCAGUGAUUUCUCAGUCAUUAUGGAGGAGUCUCCCACUACUGCAGGAAGCUUCAACUAUGAGGCUGUAGAACUGACAACAGGUCCAGCAACACAGGUGGCUUGGAGAAGAGGAAGGACAUCAUCACCACAGACUGUUGCAUGGAAUCAAGCACACUUGCCUAACCAGGCAGAAGACCGGUUCGUGCAACCUGGUGUAUCCGAACAUAAGCCAUCAUUCUGCCAGCUGGAAAAUAACUUCCUGAGAACUGGUAGUAGCCCCUUGGCUGUUCCAGAAAGAAGCUCCACAGAGUAUUCCCUUUCUUCAUCCUCUUCCACGGAUUAUGGCAGCUGGCAGAUCGUGUCUGGCUGUGGCAGUAUUCAUGACCCGGCUAUAGUUACCAAUGACUCACCCCUCCCCUUCAGCGUUCAAGAUGAUGGAGCCAAUGGGAGACUACAUCCACACAUCCCAGAACGAAGGGCCAAGCUAGAGGAAGUCAGAGCCAUAUUCUUGUCCGCAUACAGUGCAACUGUAGGCCUCAGAUCCAUAUCUUCCAGCCCGUCAGCCAUUGGUGGACUUCUGGAACAGUUUGCCCGUGGAGUCGGACUGAGAGGCACAAACAGCAUUGUCUGACACAAUCUGUCUCUUUUUUUUAAAAUCUGUGGAUCACUGUGAAAUGCCAAAGAUGGACUUGUGAAUUUGCUAUUCAAACAUUUUCUUCUUUUGAUCAUAGACUGUGAUUACUACUUAGAAAAGUACUUCUAUUGAACUAUAUUUCUAAAAGCUGAAGACAUGCAGUUCCCCUCUUCUCUCCUCCCCUGUGCAUCUAUGUAUUGAAGUGAGCAAACUAGCCCUAGUUCAGGACUUGAGAUGGGGCUGUUCAUCCUUGAAGUAGUGUUGUUCUCUUUAUAUUUAUAUUUGAGAGCUUCAGAAAUAGGUGGCUUUGAAUGGCUAUUGCAAGCUGAAACAUCCUACAUUGAAUCACAAUGUCAGAGGUAGUAGUGAAUCUGGACAAUAAUAUUCUUAAGCAGCUUUGAAGCUUGUAAAGUUACUUCUCAAGCUAGCCAGGUAAGGUUAGAGUUAAUAUUAUGAUGGUUUUGUAAAUUUUUUACUUAUAUUACCCUAUUAACCUGAAAAAUCUUAUUCCCAGUGGUUUAUAAAUUUACUAUAGUAAGCCAUUAUGGUGAUCUCAUUUUUGACUACAAUAUACUAACCGGUAGAUGGAAAUUGCAGGAAGACUUGCUCGAAAAGACUUGUUUGGUUAGAUUGAUUAGCACCUUGGCUAAAGUAAUGCAGACAGGCUCUCUGUUGUGUCCAGCCACCACAAUGAUUCCUGUGAUUUUGGGAAAUUGUCUGUGGUGUCGCUCAGAUUUGAAAAGAUUUUGUCCACCUUGCCUUUCCAAUGACUCAAUUGAUUUGAAAAUGACUUGUCAACAUAAGAAUGCAGUAGCAGAAUAGUAGAUUUUCAUUAGCAGAUUUAAUUCAGCACUGUUCGAGAUUAUUUCUAUUUUUAAUAUGAUAUAUUAACCUGUUUUAAAACUUGACUAUUUUUGUAAUGUAUGGAUUCUGUUGUAUAGUUUAGACUUUACAGGACGUUUUAGUGUUGCCUUAAAAUAAACAGGGAUCUGUCACCAAGGACUGAAUGAGGGGAGAAGUGAAAGGAGCCUUUUUAAUUUUGGUGUCAAGAAUUCCUCUUGGGAGAAGUCUUUUUAAGAAAAAAAACACAAAAAUGACCCUGUAUUGUAGUCAAAAUAUUGGACUGUGAAAUAGACACUGAACUCUUGCAUGUAAGUUCUGUGAAACAAAUACUUCAUUUGAAAAAAAAUCAAUUUCACUUAGCCAAAAUUUCAGUUUUGGAAUUGAAUAUAACAAAGGAUUAAAAAUAUUUGAUUUUAAGUAAACUUAUUAUAUAGUUAUUUCCAGCAAAACAUUUUCCUCUUGAUGCAACUCCAAGAUUGAAAACAAAAUCAAUAUUAACCGCAUCAUAUCAACCCAUAAUUGUUGAUUCCAGGUAUGUCUUUUCUCACCAGGCUGUUCAAAGAGAAAUGUUAGUAUUAAAAUAUGUAUUGUAAGAUCAACCACUACUGCAUGGGUUUUUCUAAAAUAUCACAACAGGGAUCUAGAUCUUGUCACUUCCACCUUUUGCCCUUGGAUGUCAAGGCUAAGCAUAUCUGUCUGGACAAUCAGCAUUCAACCUUUUAGUUGUGCAGGUCUCCUGAGCAUUCAUCUGUGUUUCUCUGAAUUAGUUACAUAAUGCUUUUAAAUUUUCUUUCCAAUAUCUCCAUGUCCUCCAGUUCUACCAGACUGGGUUCAUGUGAAUAUAAGUCGUAUUUACUUUCUCUGACAUUUAAUACACAACAUGACCGUCUUUAUCCCUCCCAAACUCCCUUUACCAUUAGAUUGGAGUAGCUUUUAAAACUGUAGUAAGUGUUCGUUUGUUGUACAAAAUGCAUUAAUAUUUGUAACGAAUUAAGUUGGUUAUUGUUCUGAAUACAAAUAUUUCAAUUCUGGCCCAAAUUUAUCUAAAUCUUUUAAAAUUCAUAAUCUGCUGACAGACCUGUUGUACACUUUGAUUAUUAAGUUAUUUCAGACUUCCAGCAUUUGCAUUUUUUCGAACCUACAGUUCAUUUAUAUAUUUCCCACACUUACUGAGCAUAAAUUUAAAAUGGUCCUUAAUCAGUAUUGUAAACGGUAUUGCUUUUUUUUAUUGGAAGUAAUAGAACAGAAAUUGUUAGUGAACAUUAGAUUAAACUGAUCUGGUUAUUAAUUUAGAUAAUGUGUAUUGGGAUUAAUCCGCAAUUCAGCAUGUGCUUUGUAUAUUUGAACUGUUGCAUUAUGUUGGUGUAUAUGUGGGCUGUGAUUGCCUAGCAAAAUGUUUUCGUUAUAUAUGAAUUAAAGAUCUUUAAAGCUCUCAGAUUUUUACAUAACAUGUUGUUUUAAAGGACUUGUUUUGAUGGAUGUGGAUUGUAACCCUCUGACUUUUGGUUAUUCAGAUUUGUUUCAGGUUAGUGUUUCAGCAAAAUCUAACGUCAUAUUUACCAACACCCUAAAAUGUUCACUUCAUUACUUUUACUGUGAACUUUGCUCUUCUGUAUUAACCAUGUAUCCAAAUGUUAUGGAGCCAAAUUUCUUGUUUCUUAUUAUGGUUACUUUCUUAUGGUGUACUCUUAAGAUUAAACCCAGAAAGAUGAUAUGUAACCUCCUGAUCAGUGUGUUUUUGAGGAAUAUAUUAGCUUAUUAAAAUAUUUUUCUCUCAAGGCAACUUGCAAUUUAAACUUCCUGAAGCCUUUUAUUUUGGAUGACUACAUCACUGUAGAGAGCACAGGUUUACAACUCUAUUUGUGAUGACCAGCUUUGCAGUACCACCACCAGUGCCAGCAUUGAGAGCUGCUUUAAAGCAUCAGUGCUAUUCAUUAAAAUCUUUCCACUCAAUUUCUACUAUUUGCAUAUGCUGAGACAUUAGUAUUUAUCUCUCUCCUUUAUCCAUUUGGAGGUCUGAUAGUGCAAAUAGAAAGCAUUUUCAUUUUUGUUAACAUGGGUAAUCCCUUGAAUAAUACUUUUAUCAAGAUAAGGUUGCUUUACAUUAAUACGCAAAAUAUCUAACCAUUUACUCCUCCAACCUCUUCACCCCCCCCCUCCCGUUUUCUCUUAUGGUCAAACAUUUUUAACCAAUCUCUUAAAAAAGAAUUGCUAUUAGUCAAAAGGCAUCCCUGAAAAAUUUGAUAAUGAAGUCACCUUGCACAAAUAUGUGCAUUUGGAUUUUUCUCAUUAUUCCAUGUAAUUCUGGAAUGAUGACAUAUGAUGUGUCAGCAAUUUUGUCCAUUGCCAAUAAUUAUAUCCUUUGUAACAAGUUACAUGGUUCAAGUUUCCACAUAAUAUAACAUUUGUUGCAGUAUUGUUUCAAGCUUCUGGUAGUCCAUUUAUCAACGAAGAUGUUUGAUGUUCCUCGUGUUCUUUUAAAUCUGUCCUGAACAAGAGGAUUGUAGUUAACCCUUAAAAGUAUUUAUUUUCCCCAAUAGUGCAUGAUACUGCAAAGAGGAAUUCAACAGUUAUUUAGAGAAAAACAUUUUAUAAAACAAAAUCUUCUGUAACACUGGAUUGAAAUUCCUAGUUUUUACACUGCUAAUCAUUUUUAGACUACUUCUGAUUCCAUCAUCACGUUUUGUAGGACACAUGGUGGCCUGAUUGCUGGAGAGAACCCCGUUUCUCUUAUAUUGAGAACUGUAAUACUGUUCCUAGUGUAUUUUUUUAUUGAUGCAAUGCUAAGGGAAUGUGAAGUUCUUUGUAGAAAACAAAAUUAUGUUUGUGUAGUUGAAAUAAAAACUGAAAAUGUUGGGGAAAAACUUGGUAGGUCAGACACCAUCUGAGGAAAGAGACGAGGGCACUGUUUCAUUUCUGUGAUGAGGGCCCCUGAAGUGUCCCUGAACUGAAAUAUUAACUGCUUCUCACUUUACAGAUGCCUCCUGACAUUUAGUGUUCUGGCAUUUUCUCUUUUUAUUUCAGAUUUCUAGUAUUUGCAGUUUAUUGAUUUACCUUUUCGUAUAUUUUUCUCUCACUCAGCACACUCAACCUUUUCAAGUCUGGAAGGCCAUAAUGAUGUGUGUCACAAUGGCCAGUUAGCCAGGCAAACUCGUAUAUUGGAGCAUCUUUAAAACAUAGCCUAUUUGAUAAACAAGCCUGGAGACCUAGUUUUUGUUUGAACCUCUAAUCUCAGUCAAUUAUAUAGUUCCUAUUUUAUUUUCUUCAGUCUUUUUUCUGAUCCCUUGUAAAAAUGCCAGAUUCCAAUAAGAAAUAAUGGCUUGACAACCUUAAUUUAGUUAAUAUAUAUUGCUGAGCUAAGGCUUUGGGUUUCCAUAUUUGAGCCACCUAUCCUGAGGAAUUUUAGCAGAAAUAUGUUGUUAAUGUCCUGUGUGUAUUGUAAGAAUGAUUAAUGGAAUAUUCUGUUCUUUGUACCAUUAAAGUGAAGAAAGAUAGGAUUUCAAUUUUCACAGUUUACUGUUCCAUGAAGUGCAAAAUCCUGUAAUAUUGUAAACUAAUGAUUCAGGACUUCUUUCAGGAAGUGCUUUCUGCAUGUGUAUAUAGUAUUUCAGUUUAAUUGAAAAGAAUAAAUUUGAAUUCUU
This is a messenger RNA of Mobula hypostoma (lesser devil ray), 6671 nucleotides long. It is a transcript of the gene mtmr14, whose product is annotated as myotubularin related protein 14. The transcript is spliced from 19 exons. Gene Ontology annotation, molecular function: phosphatidylinositol-3-phosphate phosphatase activity. The record is from RefSeq and is a predicted model, not a curated record. Lineage: Eukaryota; Metazoa; Chordata; Chondrichthyes; Myliobatiformes; Myliobatidae. Bases 298 to 2184 code for a protein of 628 amino acids. Gene Ontology annotation, biological process: dephosphorylation.